This is a messenger RNA of Drosophila rhopaloa, 1421 nucleotides long. Its product is annotated as aldo-keto reductase family 1 member B1. Gene Ontology annotation, molecular function: aldose reductase (NADPH) activity. NCBI's taxonomy places the organism in Eukaryota, Metazoa, Arthropoda, Insecta, Diptera, Drosophilidae. Gene Ontology annotation, cellular component: cytosol. The record is from RefSeq and is a predicted model, not a curated record.
CGUUGUCCAUGACGUCACCGGAUGACACAGCAGCUGCUCCACCGAAACGCCGUGACAAAAUCAACGAAACCGGCUGAGCGGGCCAACAGUUGCCCGCGAAACCUUCGACGUGCUGGAACAGAUUGAGAUUGCUGUUCCGUAGCCACAUCACAAACAUAAUCACUCCGCCUCAGAAGCGUCCAAUUUGCACAGCGUUAAUUAUCAGCGCCAGCGACACGAUGACCAAUCUGGCUCCCACCAUCCAGCUGAACAACGGGCGCAAGAUGCCGAUCUUGGGCCUGGGCACCUGGAAGUCCUUCGAGUCGGACGCGUACCACUCGACGCGACACGCCCUCGACGUGGGCUACCGGCACCUGGACACCGCCUUCGUUUACGAGAACGAGGCGGAGGUGGGUCAGGCGAUCGCCGAGAAGAUCGCCGAGGGAGUGGUGACCCGCGAGCAGGUGUUCGUGACCACCAAGCUGGGCGGAAUUCACCACGACACCGCGCUGGUGGAGCGCGCCUGCCGCCUGAGCCUGAGCAACCUGGCCCUGGAGUACGUGGACCUCUACCUGAUGCACAUGCCCGUGGGCCAGAAGUUCCACAACGACAGCAAUGUGCACGGCACCCUGGAACUAACGGAUGUGGACUACCUAGACACCUGGCGGGAGAUGGAAAAGCUGGUGGAUCUGGGCCUGGUGCGCAGCAUCGGGCUGUCCAACUUCAAUGCGGCGCAGACGGAGCGGGUGCUGGCCAACUGCCGCAUCCGGCCGGUGGUUAACCAGGUGGAGUGCCAUCCCGGCUUCCAGCAGAGCCAGCUCCGGGAGCACGCGAAGCGUCACGGCCUAGUCAUCUGCGCCUACUGCCCGCUGGCACGCCCCCAGCCCGCCCGCCAGUGGCCGCCAUUCCUCUACGACGAGCACGCCCAGCAGCUGGCCAAGAAGUACGGCAGGACCACGGCCCAGAUCUGCCUGCGGUACCUGGUCCAGUUGGGCGUGGUGCCACUGCCCAAGUCCUCGAACAAGGCUCGCAUCGAGGAGAACUUCCGUGUCUUUGACUUCGAGCUGAGUCCGGAGGACGUCGCCAGCAUGGAGCAGUACCACACGGGGCAGCGCACAGUGCCCUUCUCGGGAAUGGCCGGCCACAAGUACUAUCCGUUUCACGCCGAAUUCUAGACUCCAUCUGGAAGGGUGUUUUUAGAAAUCUCUGGAGAUUUUCGGGGCUAUUAAUUUGGAAUCCAACCGCUGUUACUGUGUUUUUUAAGAGUUCUGGAAUUUAUUUGAAAUAAUUGUUUGAAAACCUACUGUUAGGUUAAUGUUAAAUCGUUUACUCAAAGUUAAAGAGGUUUCUGGGAUCGGUUGAGAUUUAAUUGGGAACUAUUUCUAAGGCACCCCCGCAUGUGUAGUAUUUGUAUUGUAAAAUAAAGUAUAUUACGUAGAAAA